AUGUUAGCUGCGAAGGUGGCUAGUGUAAGAGGGGCCCCUCGACUUGAGGGCCUCUUUGUUGUGACGGGAGGGAAACGAAAACGUCUUAAACAGUCAAACAUCAAUUUAGCUCUCUUCUGCCAGCAUUCGAUGCAGCAGCAGCAGCAGCUACUGCAGCAACAGCUUGAGCUGCAACAGCAGCGGCGGGACAAGCAGGAGCAGCAACCGGCUCCUGCGGACACAGCAGCUACAAUGGCGCGGAAACCGCAGCAGCAGCCGCAGCAUAACCCACACAACGAAGCAACAGAAACAGAUGACGCUGCUGCUGCACUCGACGCAGUAGCAGCUGCAGCAACAACAGCAGCAGCACCUGCUGGUGGUGCUGCUGGUGUUUCGUCCUGCUAUUGCUGUCGUUGCGCAUGCGGUUGCGGUGCUGCCGAUAGUGGUGUUCCUCCUUCUGCUGGUACUGCUGCUGCGAGCUGCUGCAGCGGCGAAUCUGCUGCUACAACAGCAGCACCUAGUUUACAAGAAGGAGACAUUGUUGGUUGCUUCGUCCAUAUGCCUGGAAGACCUCCAGUAACACUCGAAGACCCGAGGGGCCGUGCUGCUCUCUGGAGGUUCCUGCAGCAGGUGUAUUUAUUUAAUACAAAAGGGCCUGCGCAGGAAAUGCUGACUUCUGUAUAUCCGCUGAAACACGACCUCGUAAAAUUCUACUUGCUCGCUGCCGACAGCAACAGCAACAGCAAUAUCAACAGCAGCAACAGCAACGGGAAGGAGGAUGCAGAUGAGGUGGGAAGAUCUAAAAGGCUGCGGACAAUCGCUGAGGUUGAAGGAUUAAAGGACGGAGCCGCCGAGGACCAGCAGCAGCAACACCAGCAGCAGCAGCAGCCGCUUCGCUUUGUUCCUUUUGAUGAAAAAACUUACCUCCGCAAACUCAAGGCAGCAGCACCUCAAUUUUUUCCUCCCGCCGCCCCAUCCGUGCAGCAGCAGCAUCAGCAUCAGCGUCGACAGCAGCAACGGCAACAACAGCAGCAUCAUCAACAACAGCAACAACAGCAGGGCCAUUCGCAGUACGACCAGCAGAAACUGCAGCAGCUGCACCUGGAAAUGUCCAUAAAAACAAUGAAAGGUAGCAGCGGUGCACAGACAGCCGAAGAAGCAAAAGAUGCAGCUAUUUCGUUGACAGAAGCAGCAGGAGUAGCAGCUGAAGCAGCAGCUGCUGCUGAGGGACCCAUCUGCGCUGCAACAGCAGAAGCUCAACACUAG
Molecule: messenger RNA, 1245 nt
Organism: Eimeria maxima
Lineage: Eukaryota; Apicomplexa; Conoidasida; Eucoccidiorida; Eimeriidae
Exons: 3
Coding region: 1-1245 (414 amino acids)
Source: RefSeq, a predicted model, not a curated record